GUGAGAUCAAAGCGGGGGCGCGGGGUGAUUGUUUUGUGUAUGUGCCCUUCCUAGAGUCCAACUGCCAGGUGACUACGCUCUUUGGGGAGUGCUGCCGCGCUAACGAAAGCCAAAAAUGGGGAAGAAGACGAAGAAGCCUGGGAAAGGCAAGGAGAAAACAGAGAGAAAGACUGCGAAAGCAGAGGAGAAGAGAGCUCGCAGGGAGACUAAGAAGCUUUCCCCAGAGGACGAUAUCGAUGCCAUACUGUUAAGCAUACAAAAGGAGGAAGCCAAAAAAAAGGAAGUUCAUGUUGAAGACAAUGUUCCUGCACCUUCUCCUCGAUCCAACUGUACGCUCACAGUUAAUCCCUUGAAAGAGACAGAGUUGAUUCUUUAUGGUGGUGAAUUUUACAACGGUAACAAGACUUUUGUCUAUGGUGAUCUUUACCGAUGUGAUGUGGAGAAGCUGGAAUGGAAACUAAUUUCAAGUCCUAAUAGUCCUCCUCCUCGCAGUGCCCAUCAGGCCGUUGCUUGGAAGAAUUAUCUUUAUAUUUUUGGUGGUGAAUUCACAUCUCCAAACCAAGAACGAUUUCAUCAUUACAAGGACUUUUGGAUGUUGGACCUGAAAACAAAUCAAUGGGAACAGCUUAAUUUGAAAGGGUGCCCUAGUCCACGCUCAGGACAUCGAAUGGUAUUGUACAAGCACAAGAUUAUUGUUUUUGGUGGCUUCUAUGACACUCUUAGAGAAGUGAGGUACUACAAUGAUCUAUUUGUAUUUGACCUUGAUCAAUUUAAGUGGCAAGAAAUAAAACCUACGCCUGGUGCGAUGUGGCCAAGUGGGCGGAGUGGUUUUCAAUUAUUUGUUUACCAAGAUGAGAUCUUUUUGUACGGGGGCUAUUCAAAAGAAGUUUCAUCUGAUAAGAAUAUCUCUGAGAAAGGGAUUGUUCAUUCAGACAUUUGGUCCCUUGAUCCUAAGACUUGGGAAUGGAACAAGGUCAAGAAAAGUGGAAUGCCUCCAGGGCCUCGUGCCGGGUUUUCCAUGUGUGUUCAUAAGAGGAGGGCAGUGCUAUUUGGUGGUGUUGUGGAUAUGGAAGUUGAAGGUGAUAAAAUGAUGAGCUUGUUCUUAAAUGAGCUUUAUGGCUUCCAAUUAGAUAAUCAUCGCUGGUAUCCAUUGGAGCUAAGAAAGGAGAAGUCAACGAAAGAUAAGUUAAAAAAGAAUGAACGGAAGCCUAUAAAUGAUGUUGAUGACAAACGAAAUCCUCAAUUGGAAGCAAGAGAAGAAAAUGAGGAUUCAGAAUUCCCAGAAGAAGCAAGCAACAUGGGAGUCAACAUUCAUAAUUUAUCCCAGAAUAUUAAAUCAAAUAUGACUAUUGCUGAUAGUGCAACAGCUGAAUCUGAAGGGAACCUGCAGGAAUUUCGUGUUAGCUUGGACACUCAAAGUUCUUUGCCUGAGGUGGUGAAGCCUUGUGGACGUAUUAAUUCCUGCAUGGUUGUUGGGAGAGAUACAUUAUACUUAUAUGGUGGAACAAUGGAGAUUAAGGAUCGAGAAAUCACUCUUGAUGACUUGUAUACUCUGAAUCUCAGCAAACUUGAUGAAUGGAAGUGCAUAAAACCGGUAUCGGAAUCUGAAUGGGUGGAGGUUUCAGAUGAUGAUAAUGAAGAUGAUGAAGAAGAUGGUGAAGAUGAAUCUGAUGGUGAUACCCUAAGUGAUGAUGAUGAGGAUGAGGAUGAGGAUGAGGAUUUGUCUCAGAAUGAAUCAGUUAAAGUGGGAGAUGCUGUUGCUUUGAUUAAGGGUGGGGUGAAAAAUCUGCGGAGAAAAGAAAGAAGGUCACGAAUAGAACAGAUCAGAGCAAGCCUUGGUUUGUCAGACUUGCAAAGAACACCAAUGCCGGGAGAAUCCUUGAGGGAUUUCUAUAGGCGUACAAAUUUGUAUUGGCAGAUGGCUGCUCACGAACAUACUCAACACACUGGAAAGGAACUCCGCAAGGAUGGGUUUGAUCUUGCUGAAGCUCGGUACAGGGAGCUAAAACCUAUUCUUGACGAGCUGGCCCUAUUAGAAGCUGAGCAGAAAGCUGAAGAGGAUGAAGGGCCUGAAACUAGUUCAAAGAAAAGAGGCAAGAAGAAAACUAGAAACUGAUUAUUUAGCCCGAAAAUCCGGCAUAAUCAAGGCUGUAAUUUAAUAUGCAAUUUUGGUGGAGUUUGAUGUCAAGAGAUGCAGAGUGCGCGCUAGAAACUACAAACAUAUAUGCAUAUGAUUGUAUGAGAUUAUAGAUUAGCUCGCAAUCAAACCUGACUUCUGCGCGUUUGGUUUCAUGGUUUUCAAUAUGAAGCCUAACAAGCUCAGAUUUGUUGUAUGAAUUGUGUAAUAGUUUCACCCAAGGCUUUUCUGCCGCUUUUCUUUUUUCAAAGAGUUUUAUGGGAAGUCACAUUGCACGGGAGAGAAGUCCGUGGCCUUGCAAUUAAUCCUUAUAUACGUGAUUUUCUUUCUUUC
Molecule: messenger RNA, 2470 nt
Organism: Neltuma alba
Lineage: Eukaryota; Viridiplantae; Streptophyta; Magnoliopsida; Fabales; Fabaceae
Product: kelch domain-containing protein 4
Exons: 20
Coding region: 116-2116 (666 amino acids)
Molecular function (GO): protein binding
Source: RefSeq, a predicted model, not a curated record